This is a messenger RNA of Phytophthora megakarya, 414 nucleotides long. NCBI's taxonomy places the organism in Eukaryota, Oomycota, Peronosporomycetes, Peronosporales, Peronosporaceae. The record is from the annotation of a GenBank genome assembly.
AUGCAGUCAUUCUUAGGAAGUCUGAACUACUAUAGUCAAUUUAUUGAAGACUACGCGAUCUAUGCAUCAGUUCUGUAUGAAUUGCGAGAACUUGAGUUUGUUGCGAUGUCAAAGGAGGCUACCCAAGCGCGGAUCCAACAAGUACUGGAAGUGGACGACGCAGAUCAAGGAUCGCAGAGAGAUCGGGGUGGCAACCACCGAAAGGCCUUGGAUCUGGAGGCGCCCGACCCUAUUGAGGUGGAUCCGCUGGUGGUGUACGCUAGCGACUGGGCCAUCUCGGGAGCCUUGAUGCAAGAAUACGACCGGAUCUACUACCCCGUGACGUUUGCAAGCUGUACUCUGAAGUCGAAUGAGCUAAACUAUCAUUUGUUAAUUAUCUCACUGGCAGAUAGGACACGCCUGUCUGCCUGGUAG